CACACGACUAGUUACAUCGGCCGCAACCGCAGGCACAAGCAACCCAAAGCGAAAAUCCCAAACACUAAACGCGGGUAGUGACGCACACAUCACUCAGACACUCACCUACUACUGUUUCGAACUCGGUCACUCGAAUCCGUGUCAACACAGUUCGAACUCGCUCCAUCCUCGACGACCAUGGCGGUGAGAGCCACAGUCUCGCGAUUCCCCGUCGACACAGACGCACGCGAAGGAUCUGGCCUCCUCUGGGGAGUCACCGUGACGCCAUUCGCCGCCGUCGACGAGAACGGCAAUUCUCCGGCGUUCGGAUCGGGCGGCGACAUCCUACCUCGGUGCGAGAACUGUUGGGCGUACUUCAACACGUACUGCGAGCUGGAGCAGUGGGCGUGGUCAUGUUCUCUCUGCGGCACCCUCAAUGGCCUCUCCUCCGCCGCUGUCGAGCGCUACUCACUCCCCAAGUCCUGCGCCGAGAUGUGCUCUUCCUUCGUAGAUCUUGAGUUGCCAUUAGAUGGAUCGUCGGAGGAAGCGGCAAUGCAAGCCCGUCCUGUCUAUGUUGCUGCCGUUGACUUGUCCUCUUCAGAGGAGUUUUUGGAGCUGACUAAAAGUGCACUGCUGGCAGCUUUGGAAGCUCUUGCUCCUGGUUCACUUUUUGGGCUUGCUACCUUCAGCCACAAACUAGGAUUGUAUGAUAUUCAAGGUCCUAUUCCUGUUGUAAAAAAUGUGUUCAUCCCUCCUGAUGCAGAGGGAACUUUACCAAUUGGGCUUGAUGAUGUCAUGCCUUUGUUACAGUUUCUGGCUCCUGUGGACACCUGUAAGGACCAUAUUGCAUCUGCGCUUGAAACACUAAGACCUACGACUUCAUGGGAGAGAACCACGGCAGCUGGUCAAUCACUGGAUGGUGUUCUGAUAGGUGGGCGCGGUUUUGGGGUGGCAAUGGAAGCCCUCUGCAAUUACCUUGGAUCCGAAUAUGGAAACACGUUUGCUUUAGCUAGAAUCUUUGCUUUCUUGUCUGGUCCCCCUGAUUAUGGAGCUGGACUGUUGGAUACAAGACGGUAUGGUGAGCAGUAUGCAAGCAAAGGAGAGGAUGCAGAUCGUGCUUUACUCCCAGAGCAGACACCAUUUUAUAAAGAUCUGGCUGCUGUUGCUGUUCAAGCAGGUGUCUGUGUGGACAUAUUUGCGGUAACAAAUGAGUACACAGAUUUGGCUUCCCUGAAAUUUCUGAGUAUUGAAAGUGGUGGUUCCUUAUUUUUGUAUACAAGUACUGAGGAUUCAACUUUGCCUCAGGACAUGUACCGAAUGCUGAGUCGGCCAUAUGCAUUUGGUUGUGUCCUUCGAUUGAGAACUUCAACUGAAUUUAAACCUGGCAAUUCUUAUGGUCACUUCUUCCCGGAUCCACAGUAUGAAAAUGUUCAACACAUCAUAUGUUGUGAUUCUUAUGCUACAUAUGCUUAUGACUUUGUGUUUGAAAACAAUGUUGGAUUUUCAAGAAACAAGUCAGAUGUUCCUACAAUUCAAAUUGCAUUUCAGUACUCAGUUGUAGUUCCUCCCAAGGAACUUUCCAAUUUAGCAGGAGUUUCUACAAAUAGAACCAUACAUUCUCUCAAACGCCGGCUUAGGAUCCGCACGUUGCAGUUUGGUGUUGCUGAGAACAUUAAUGAACUUUAUGACAGCUGUGAUCCUGAAGUUGUGCUAUCGUUGCUUGUUCAUAAGGUUAUAUUAGCCUCUUUGGAUGAAGGUGUUCGGGAGGGAAGGGUUCUGCUUCAAGAAUGGCUAGUGAUCCUCAUAGCUCAAUACAAUGAUGCUCUUAAACUGGUUCAGUACAAUAGUGGACUUUCCAUAAGAUCUCAGAUAGAUGUUGCAUUCUCCCAGUGUCCUCAACUUCAGCCUCUACCUCGCCUAAUUUUUGCUCUCCUUCGAAAUCCUCUUCUCCGUUUUCACGAAGAAGGUGUUCACCCCGACUAUCGCAUCUAUCUUCAAUGCCUGUUCAGUGUGCUUGAACCGAGUUCCCUUCAUCGUGCUGUCUAUCCAGUGUUGACAUCAUUCGCUACUCCAGAUAAACAAGCAUAUCCUCGCCAUUCAUUGAGUCGUGCCGCGCUGAUUACCAGUGGCAGUCCAAUAUUUUUCCUUGAUGCAUUCACAAUUCUGGUGGUGUUUUAUUCUUCCACUGCAGACCCCUCACUUCCUUUUCCUCCACCCCAUGAUUGUUUGUUAAGGAUUACAAUCAACAAAUUGAAGCAAGAGAGAUGCAUCACUCCCAAGCUCAUUUUUAUUCGAGGAGGGCUGGAUGACGCCUCAGUUUUCGAAAACUUUCUAAUUGAGGAGCAGGAUGUUGAUGGAAGUGGGCUUACAAGUGUAAUGGGCUUUGUUUCCUUCCUUGAAGAUAUUACUCAGAAAGUUCUAGAGUUCAUGAAAUAGAGUUCCUUCUGGGCUACGGUCUCUGUUUAUGGAUAAUUAGGGAACGUGUACAUUUAGGGUGCCUCCAUUUGUAAGGAUGGGUUAAACAGUUAAGAAUCGGCCAUGGAAUCAAGCUGGUUGUGAUUGCCUUUGUUGUACUUGUACUUCCCCCAUAUAUCUUCGGUUAACUCUUUUCAACAUCCUUCAAAAAGAUGCCAGUCAUUUAGUCGAUGUACGUUACCUCAUUCAGUCAUUUGUGAAGGUUUUCGUUGCAUUCAAAGCAUUUUAUGUAUAAAUUUUGUUAUCUUAA
Messenger RNA from Arachis ipaensis, 2704 nucleotides. RefSeq names its product sec23/sec24 transport family protein. Gene Ontology annotation, molecular function: zinc ion binding; SNARE binding. Gene Ontology annotation, cellular component: endoplasmic reticulum exit site; COPII vesicle coat. Gene Ontology annotation, biological process: COPII-coated vesicle cargo loading; intracellular protein transport; endoplasmic reticulum to Golgi vesicle-mediated transport. Lineage: Eukaryota; Viridiplantae; Streptophyta; Magnoliopsida; Fabales; Fabaceae. The record is from RefSeq and is a predicted model, not a curated record.